This is a messenger RNA of Hemicordylus capensis (graceful crag lizard), 2053 nucleotides long. RefSeq names its product BPI fold-containing family B member 4-like. NCBI's taxonomy places the organism in Eukaryota, Metazoa, Chordata, Lepidosauria, Squamata, Cordylidae. The transcript has 17 exons. Gene Ontology annotation, molecular function: lipid binding. The record is from RefSeq and is a predicted model, not a curated record. The coding region runs from base 1 to 1734 and encodes 577 amino acids.
AUGGAAGCAACUCUUGUCACCCUCUCCCAACUGGCAAGAGGCUUGUUUUCUGGCUGGGAACUCUUGCGGGAAGCCAAAUGGACCCCCAGGCAGCCCCCGGACACGGACAACCCAGGUGUGGCCAAGAAGACCAAGAUGCUCACACUAUGGUGCCUCCCCAUCUUCUGUGGGUUGCUGACCCCGCUGCAAAGCCAGCAGCUCCCAACAGAUGCUGUCAUCAGGGUCAAUAAGGGUGUGCUGCACAAUGCCAGUGGUGUGAAGAGGGAGCAGGGCAAUGAGCAGAGUGAUGCUGUUGUGUUGUGCUCUGGCAAUUACAAGGAAGGGACCUGGAGGAGGAGGAGGAGGAGGAGGAGGAGGAGGAUCUCCGUCUGGUGCAUGAUGCUUAUUAGAAGCCUCAGCAACAGCAGCACCAUUCCUGCAAGAGGAAUUCUUGGCAGAGGUGGUGGUCUCCUUGGCAACGGAGGCCUGCUGGGCAAUGGGGGCCUACUUGGCGGAGGUGGAGUCCUUGGCAUCCUUGGGCAAGGAGGCUUGCUGAGCACAGUCCAGGGGCUCACAGGGUUACGAAUUGUAGAAAUGACCCUUCCCAGGAUCAGCCUAAGACUCUUACCUGGAAUUGGAGUCCACUUGGAUUUAUACACCAGGGUAGCACUCAAUGGUAAGAGCCUCCUUGGUUUGCUUGAUGUCGCAGUGGAGGUGAACCUCACGGCAAUUGUCCGCCUGACGAUGGAUGGCACCGGCUACCCCAAGCUGGUGAUUGAUCGCUGCGAUGGCCUCCUGGGAGGCAUUAAGAUCAGACUCCUAAGAGGCCUGCUCCCUAUUGUGGACAAUUUAUUAGCACGUGUCCUGAACAGGCUCCUUCCUGAACUGCUUUGCCCUGUCAUAGAUGUUGUCCUGGGGCUUGUCAACGAACAGUUGGGACUUGUGAACUCUCUAGUUCCUCUGGGCAUAUUGGGGAGUGUCCAGUACACGGUCUCUAGCCUUCCGCUAGUCACAGGACAUUUCCUGGAAGUCGAUUUAAACACGGUUGUUGGGCAGGUGGCUGGCCCCCUCCUUGACUAUCCAUUGGGCAAACCAGAAGCCCCCCCUUUGCCCCCAAGGGUCCCGAUGCCUCCAAUGCCUCCAAUGGCCGAUAACACCAAUUCCCAGCUUGGACUCUCUGUCAACUUCCUCAGCUCCGUAGUGGCCGUCCUGCAGAAACAAGAGGCUUUGGACAUCGACAUUUCUGAUGGGAUGUUCCCUGAGCUCCCUCCUCUGACAACAUCCACUCUUGGAGCUCUGAUCCCUUCGGUGUUCCAGAUGUUCCCAGAGCCACGGCCUCUCCUUCUCAAGGUGUCUGUCCCUGAGGUGCCUUCCGUGAAACUGCAGAAAGACAAGGGCCUAAUCGAACUCACUGCUCGCGCUGAAAUCCUGGCAUCCAAGGAAAACGGCGCUUACCAGAGUCUCUGUGUCAUGAACAUUGCAUCUUCUUUGCUUGCCAAAUUUACUGUCGAAGACAACAAGCUGAAAAUCAGUGUCAACCUGGAAAAGACCCACCUCACGCUGGCUUCUUCAAACGUUGGGAAAUUCGACGUGUCACUCAUGGAGGGGCUGGUGGGCAAGGUUUUUGAAGUCGCGUUCCUUCCAGCAAUGAACAGUGUGUUAGGAGGGGGCAUCCCUCUUCCCCAGCUGCUGGAUAUCGACUUUGACAACGCGGAUGUUGAUGUCAUUGAAAAUCUGCUUGUGUUGUCCGCAUGAGCCAACGAAGGGACAGAGUGACCGGCCGGGGCAGCAGGACCAGCCGCGCCGUGGUCCGGAGCAGGGUCCUGCACAGCACUGCCCUCUGAGCCUGUCCUGUGCAGUCGGGCCUCCCUCCCUCUAGCAGACACCAACUUGAUUUCAAUUGCAGAUGGACUCGAAGUGGAGGUUGCUUCCUUUCAUUAAUCAGACCACGGCAUUUUCUGUGUCCACUAAGCUUCACUCCAGCUGUGUUAAUUUUCAAGACAGCAUUCACACACAGAGAGAGAUGGUGUUUAUUGCGUUAUUCUUUUUAAUAAAGGUUUCUGCUUCUACUGCA